UGCCUGGGAAGAGCCAACACGUGUGUCUGUGUCCCGUUUGAAAGGAAGCCUUGCCACAAUACACAAAGAUGCCUAAACUACCACAGAAGAAGUAUUACCGGCAAAGGGCCCAUUCCAACCCCAUCGCAGACCACAACUUCGAUUACCCAGUGUGUCCUGCUGACAUGGAUUGGAGUCCAUAUUUUCCCAAGUAUUUCCCAGGAGAUAUUACAAAGAAAGUCGAAUUUGCAGAUAUAGGCUGUGGAUAUGGUGGAUUGUUAGUGACAUUAGCACAAGUUUUCCCAGAAACAUUAAUGUUGGGUAUGGAAAUUCGUGUGAAAGUGUCAGACUUUGUGGUUGACCGUAUCCAGGGUCUAAGGGAUGAGAAAAAGGAAGUGCCUGGUGGAUACCAGAAUGUUGCUUGUAUUAGAACAAAUGCUAUGAAAUACCUACCCAACUUCUUUGAAAAAGGACAGUUGAGCAAAAUGUUCUUUCUGUUUCCUGAUCCACACUUCAAAAAAGCAAAACAUAAGUGGCGGAUCAUCAAUUCCUCACUUUUAGCUGAAUAUGCCUAUGUUCUCCGGGAAGGGGGCCAUGUCUAUACUGUCACAGAUGUGAAAGAUCUCCAUGACUGGAUGGUUCAUCAUUUCACUCAGCAUCCACUUUUCAAGAGGCAAACUGAGGAAGAUUUAGCUGACGAUCCAGUUGUACAACAUCUCUUUGAGAGUUCAGAGGAAGGCCAGAAAGUUACACGCAACAGUGGAGACAAAUUCUUAGCUGUCUUCAGAAGAGUUGCAGAUCCACGGAAUAGUUAAUGACAGAUUUGAUGGUUCAAAAUGUUUAUUAGCUGUACAUUAUUUGUAAUUAAUAUUUUGUUGGGAUGAAUUAUAUUAUUUGAUUGGAAUUUAUUAUAUUAUUUAAUUGUGAUUAUAUUGAUCAUUAUUUAUUAUUGUUAUUUUAUUGUCAUUGUCAUUGUUAUCAUUACCAUCAUCAUCAUUAUCAUAGCUACUAAUGUUGUUAUUUUAUUAUUCAUGUUUUAUUAUAUUUACUAUUCAUUUAACUUAUAUUUGAAAGCAGUCACAGCAAGUAUUAAACAUGUCUGUUAGGAGGGAUUAAUAAAUAUUUUACAAUCUUUG
Molecule: messenger RNA, 1115 nt
Organism: Penaeus monodon (black tiger shrimp)
Lineage: Eukaryota; Metazoa; Arthropoda; Malacostraca; Decapoda; Penaeidae
Product: tRNA (guanine-N(7)-)-methyltransferase-like
Exons: 6
Coding region: 69-794 (241 amino acids)
Biological process (GO): tRNA methylation; RNA (guanine-N7)-methylation
Cellular component (GO): tRNA methyltransferase complex
Molecular function (GO): tRNA (guanine(46)-N7)-methyltransferase activity
Source: RefSeq, a predicted model, not a curated record